AUGCUCUCGUCCGACCACAACGGCGCCCGGCGCUUCCCGUACGGUGACAGCAGCCCCUGGAGCAUCCGCGGGGACGCCGUCUGCAGGGAGUGGCUCUUGCAGCGGGACCACCCCGGCGAGCACCCGGACCUGCGGUUCCCUUUCCUCUGCGCCGGCGCCUUCAUGGGCACCGCCGCGGCGUUGCGGCGGCUCUACGCCAGGCUGUUCUCCCUGUACCGUGCCACGCGGGAGUACCACGACCAGGCCCUGCUGACACUGCUGCUCCUGAGGAACCAAUCCCUGGGCUUCGUCGACGAGGCGGCGUCGCUAUUCCUGUCGCUGCACGGUCACGAUGAGAUGACCUUCCACGGCGGCUAUGCUACGAGGGUUACUUCGCGGCCACAGGCGAGGGCCUUGCCGAGGAGGACGCCGGGAGGACGGCGCGCGGGCGCCCGCGCCGGCGCCCGCGCGGAGCGGCGAGCGCCCCCGGCGGCCUCGGCGGCCCUCCUGGGCUGCUGCACUUCAACGGCAACGCCAAGCAGCACCUGCCGCGCUGCGUGGAGUACUUCCGCGCCAACGGAUUUGUCCACGACCGGAGGGUGCACCUACUUCGACGGCGACAGGAACGAGUACGCCGGCGUCCGCCUGAGCAGCUGA
Prorocentrum cordatum is the source of this 636-nucleotide messenger RNA. The record is from the annotation of a GenBank genome assembly. Lineage: Eukaryota; Dinophyceae; Prorocentrales; Prorocentraceae.